Molecule: messenger RNA, 1988 nt
Organism: Erigeron canadensis
Lineage: Eukaryota; Viridiplantae; Streptophyta; Magnoliopsida; Asterales; Asteraceae
Exons: 5
Coding region: 67-1818 (583 amino acids)
Cellular component (GO): cytoplasm
Molecular function (GO): deoxynucleoside kinase activity
Source: RefSeq, a predicted model, not a curated record
UGAAAGGAAAAAGACAAAGAAGAUGAAUGGAUAGAUACAGAUAUAGAUAAUGGUAGUAAAAAAAAUAUGCAGAAAUUACUUCGUUCUCGAAACCCUUAUUCACCUAGUUUAUUAGCCCCUUUUCUUAUCCCUCAAACUCUCUUUCCAGGGUUUAACAAACACAUUCCGAUGCCUUCCGCCGCCGGUAUGGCCACCGCCGCCGUUACUUGUAGAAACCCUAGCUUUUCAUUUGCUAGUAAUAAUGGAAACUGUUCUAGCUCUUAUAAGUUUAAUUCUAUGUGUAACCCUAGCUAUAGAUACAGGUGCCGUAAUUGUAGGUGUUCUGUUCAGUGUGGAAUUAGUAGUAGUAAUGGUGUUGGCGGUGGUGUUAGGGCUUGGAAUGGUGGAGGUAAUAGAGUUGCUUGGUUUCAUAGUUCGGGUUCGGAGAAUGCGUUGGCUACGGAUGUUACGGUUUCCGCGGUUAGCGGUGAGAAUAGUGGUGGUGAGAAUGGGGAUAGUGAGAGUGGAGAGAAUGAGAAGAGUGUCAAGUAUAGUAGGAGAAAAAGAAUUGGUUUAAGUGGUGGUGGUGGUGGGAAUGGGGAGGUGUUGGUACCGGGGAAUCUCGAUUUGUUGACGAUUCCGGGUGUCGGGCAGAGUAAUUUGAAGAAGUUGGUUAAGAAUGGGAUUGGUGGUGUUGCCGAGCUUAAAAAAAUCUACAAAGACAAGUUCCAUGGGAAAUCGAACGAGAAUAUGGUGGAGUUUUUACGUAGCUCUGUUGGCAUUAAACAUAGAAAUCAUGCUGAGAGUAUAACUACAUUCAUUAAAGAAAGUGUGGAUGAAGAGCUAAAAGAUGAUCGUGUGGACAAUGUUCUGCCACAAAAGAAACGCCUGACUUUUUGUGUGGAAGGAAACAUAAGCGUUGGCAAGACAACUUUCUUGCAGAGAAUUGCUAAUGAAACUCUUGAGCUUCAGGAUCUUGUUGAGAUUGUUCCUGAACCUAUCAAUAGAUGGCAAGACAUUGGACCCGAUCACUUUAACAUAUUGGAUGCUUUUUAUGCCGAUCCAGAAAGGUAUGCGUACACGUUCCAGAACUAUGUAUUUGUUACAAGAGUUAUGCAGGAGAAGGAGUCAGCAAGUGGAAUUAAGCCUCUCAGAUUAAUGGAGAGAAGUGUUUUCAGUGACAGGAUGGUCUUUGUGAGAGCUGUUCAUGAAGCUAAGUGGAUGAGCGAGAUGGAAAUCAGCAUCUAUGACUCAUGGUUUGACCCGGUUGUUUCCACUCUUCCUGGACUUAUUCCCGAUGCUUUUAUAUAUCUUAGAGCUAGCCCCGAUACUUGUCAUAAACGCAUGAUGAUGCGUAAGAGAACUGAGGAAGGUGGAGUCAGCCUAGAAUAUCUACGUGGUCUGCACGAAAAGCACGAGAGCUGGCUUUUUCCAUUUGAAAGUGGAAAUCAUGGGGUAUUAUCUGUUAGUAACCCUCCUGUUCACAUGGAUAGCUCUUUACAUCCUGAUAUAAAAGAUCGUGUAUUUUAUCUGGAGGGUAAUCAUAUGCAUCCCAGCAUUCAAAAGGUACCUGCAUUGGUUCUUGACUGCGAGCCUAUGAUCGACUUUAGCAAAGACAUUGAAGCAAAAAAACAGUAUGCUAGACAGGUGGCCGAGUUUUUCCAGUAUGUGAAGAAAGUUAAAGAAGUUCCUGAAGCUGGAAAGGCGGGUCACUCACAAGUUAUGCUUCCGCACGGAGGAUUAUGGGUGCCGCCACAAGGAAAAAAUUUUCCCGAGUCUCUCAAGUCGCUGGAUUUUAGACACGCCAUGUCCUUCAUGCCUGAAUCUGGCACUGGGUAGUGGUUUGUUACUCGAGUGCAAUCUGUGUUUGCUUGUAAAAAGGAUUUUUAACCUCCCAUCACACUUUGUGGUUGAUCGUAGGACAAAACUGAACUUCUUUUAGGACAUUUGUAGUUUUUAUUAUGAUCUUAAUGAAGGGUUGUUAUGGCGCUGCCAAAGUCUUUUAGUAA